AUGCUUCCAACAUCAGCAAGUGAAAAUUCAACAGCGCCAAUAACCUCAGUCGCUACUGUAGCAGCAACAACGACAACCAGUACGAAGACGACGACGGUAACGAAUUCAGAAGGGCCAACCACAACUAAGCAUCAGCCGGGUCGUCCAAGAAUCACCGGUCCUCCACUACGUAAACCUCGACCACAAACUAAAAAACCGGAGUACAAGACUCGACCUGGCGCAGGAGUAUGUCCAGCUGGGAAUCACGUGGUUCGCGAUAAGACGACAAAUUACUUGAUCGUUUGUAACGGUGAGAAACCGGUGUGCCCACCGCGUUCAUAUUGCUAUGUGACCGGAUAUGCUGACGAAGAGUACAACUGCUGUAGUGCCUGA
This is a messenger RNA of Gongylonema pulchrum, 372 nucleotides long. NCBI's taxonomy places the organism in Eukaryota, Metazoa, Nematoda, Chromadorea, Rhabditida, Gongylonematidae. The record is from the annotation of a GenBank genome assembly.